UCCGGCGAUGCUUUCUGGGAGUUGUAGUCUCGGAGACCCGGUUCCUGGGCUGGCGGCAUCAGGACUCCUCGUCCCAGCGUCCCCCGCAGGAGCCUGGGAGCACUUCCGCCCUGUUGUGAAGUGGGUGUCUCCGUGGUCUUGGGGAGCAGUCCUUCCCCAGGAGUCCCUGGAAGGACACAUUGCCAAUGCAGGAAGUCCCUGGAUGAGGACAGCCCCGCCAAAGGGAAGCCUGCAGGCCGGAUGAUGGCUGUGGCCUCACCUCCACCAGAGCCUGAAGACCUCCUGAUUGUGAAACUAGAAGAGGACUCAUGGGGACCAAUCUCCAAACCCCAGAAGGAGGUCCAUGGCCGUGUCCCUGGUCCCGAGGUUUCCCGCCGAUGUUUCAGGCAGUUCCAAUACCAGGAUGCAGCUGGGCCCCAUGAAGCUUUCAGCCAGCUCUGGGCUCUCUGCUGUCGUUGGCUGAGGCCUGAGAUCCGCCUCAAAGAGCAGAUCCUGGAACUGCUGGUUCUGGAACAGUUCCUGUCCAUCUUACCCAGGGAGGUGCAGACCUGGGUGCAGGCACGACACCCCGAGAGCGGGGAGGAGGCUGUGGCCCUGGUGGAGGAUUGGCACCGGGAGGCCUGGGCUGCCCGACAGCAGGGACUGGAGCUGUGUGCUGAAGAGUCCGGGUCCUUCGAAGCAGUUCAAGAGUUUCAGAGCUUCCAGCUGCAGCCAGUGGUUCACUGCCCUGAGACACAGCUCCAGAGACAGCUGAAUACACACCCCGACCUUUCCCAGAUGCCACCUCAGCCCCUGAAAGAGAGUGCUGUCCUCACACCCCAGGCCCCAACUGUUCCAAAGAUGGGGAGCACUGGAGAUUGGGAGGCGGCAGCCCAGUCCCAGGAAGCCCUGAGUCCCAGUAGACAAGCCAAGGAGGAGCUCUGCCAGGACCCUGCCGGAGAUGACUGUGGGAACGGGGCGUGCCUGGGAGUUCCGGUUUCUAAGCCAGGUGUCACGUCCCAGCACGAGCGAGGACCAGGGAUUUCGGGUCUGAGCCUUAUACAUUCUGGGAAUGGGAACACGGCAGAUUCUAGCCUGGACAGUGAGCCAAACCAACCAGCCCAGACACCAGCCCAGGAGGACUCCGGGGCCCAGGAAGAACAAUGCCAGUGUGAUGGGGAGGAUGUGAAGGUGUCGGGUGUGCACUGGAGCUAUGAGGAGACCAAGGCCUUCCUGGCAAUUCUCAGUGAGUCCCCAUUCUCUGAAAAGCUCCGGACCUGCCACCAGAACCGCCAGGUAUACGGGGCCAUCGCAGAGCGGCUGCGGGCACGAGGCUUCUUGCGGACGCUGGAGCAGUGUCGCUACAGGGUCAAAAACCUUCUACGGAACUACCGGAAAGCCAAGAACAGCCACCCACCGGGAACCUGCCCCUUCUACGAGGAGCUGGAGGCUCUGGUGAGGGCCCGGACAGCCAUCAGAAGAACUACAAAUGGGCCAGGAGAGGCUGUGGCGCUCCCCAGACUGGGCGACAGUGAUGUUGAGAUGGAUGACCAAGAGGAAGCGAGCUGGGAGCCCAAGGAGGCACCCGAAGACUGCAGGGGCUCUGGCCUGGCCACUGAGGAGUCUCUUCGGGGUCCCAGGAUUGCAGGGGGCCCAGCUCUGCUCCAGAACCGCAUUGCAGGUGUGCACUGGAGCUUUGAGGAGACCAAGGCCUUCCUGGCAAUUCUCAGUGAGUCCCCAUUCUCUGAAAAGCUCCGCACCUGCCACCAGAACCGCCAGGUAUACCGGGCCAUCGCAGAGCGGCUGUGUGCACUGGGUUUCCUGCGCACGCUGGAGCAGUGUCGCUACAGAUUCAAAAACCUUCUUCGAAGCUACCGGAAAGCCAAGAGCAGCCGUUCACCAGGAACCUGUCCCUUCUACGAGGAACUGGACUCGCUGAUGAGGGCUCGGACCGUGAUCAGGGCCAUGGAGAUGGCAGGAGAAGCCAGAGGUCUUCCGGCGUCUGGGCAGAGCGGUGCUGAGGCUGAUGACCAAGAGGUCUGGGGUGAGGUGGAAGAUGAAGAUGCCAUUCAACUUCUGACUCCAGAUCCUCACACUCCAGAUACAGGUUUUGAGCUGAAGCGUGAGGAUGAAGACCAGAUAUCAGAGCAGGAUGUUUUUGGGGAUUUGCCUGAAGCAUUAUCAAACUAUACCACAGACGCUGUUUGUCGGUCUCAUGACUGGGGGGAGGAGAAUGAGAUCGAAGAGGAAGGGGCGUGGAGGAGCGUCCUCCCGUGGGAAGAGUGCUCCUCUGAGGAGGACUUAGAAAAACUCAUUGACCAUCAAGGCCUGUACCUCACAAAGAAACCCUACAAAUGUGACACAUAUGUGAGAAGCUUCAGCAGGAACUUCCACUUCGAGGCCCACCAACAAACCCACACAGGGGAGAAGCCCUACAGAUGUCUUGACUGUGGCAAAAGCUUCAGUGACCGCUCCAACCUCAGUACCCACCAGAGAACCCACACAGGGGAGAAGCCCUAUACAUGUGGGACCUGUUGGCAAAGCUUCAAGCAGAGCUCAAACCUACUGAAACACCAGAGGGUCCACUCAGGGGGAGCUCCCGACCAGUGCAAUGAGCCUGGGGGGAACUUUGGCCACAGUCCAUCUUUGAGUGCUCACUGGAGAAGUUCUACGUGGGAGAUGUCUACACAACCUCAGCAUGUGAGCGUGAGCACGGACCCCCCCGCAGCCCGUCGCUCCGGCUCAGGGGAGAAGCUGUAUCCGUGUCUUGAGUGUGGAAGGUGUUUCUCUAAGAGCUCUGCCCUCAUCAGUCACCAAAGAAUCCACACAGGCGAGAAGCCAUACGCAUGUGCCCAGUGUGGGAAGACCUUCAGCAAGGGCUCCACCCUGGCCAACCACCGGCGGACGCACACCGGCGAGAAGCCGUAUAAGUGUGCAGACUGCGGGAAGGGCUUCAGCGAGCGCUCCAAGCUCACCACCCACCAGAGAAUCCACACGGGAGAGAAGCCCUACAGAUGCCUGGAGUGCGGCAAGUUCUUCCGGGACCGCUCCAACCUCAUCACCCACCAGAGAAUCCACACGGGCGAGAAGCCGUACAAGUGCAGGGACUGCGGCAAGUGCUUUAACCAGAGCUCCAGUCUCAUCAUCCACCAGAGAAUCCACACCGGGGAGAAGCCGUACAAGUGCACGGAGUGCGGCAAAGACUUCAACAACAGCUCCCACUUCAGCGCCCACCGCAAAACCCACGCGGGAAGGAAAGCCUUGUAGGCAACGCCUCCUCCCAACAGAAGAGCAAUAAUGUGUAUUUACAUGUCAUUAUCGUUUCUAAAACAUGCUAGAAAGAAACCUUCCAACGGCUAGCUUGGUGUAUACUUAGAGAUGCUGUCUUGGUAAAUUCGGGUAAUUUGGAUGUGAAUUACACCUACAAGGAUUAAGAUUUGGAGGUACUUUUCAAGCGUAAUUUGUCCCUCCCCCCCCCCCACACACACACACAUAAAUACCCCUACAGAAUCGUUAGGUUAGCUGUCCUUACACCUGCUGUCUCGAGAGCUUAGUGUGUGAGGCAGAUGGCAGAUGCGGGAUUAGAGUUGAAUCUGGCCCUACGUCUCGCUCUGCUUUUUACAGCUUCUUACUGCUCUACCCAGGGAGGGUGGUUCUUGUUCUUGGUGGUUUGCAGUUGGGAUCAAUCCUCACCGCGAAACUUGAAACUUCACGGUGAGAGGAGGUGUCACCCGAGAAGCAGUGCCUAGGGUACUCCAGGGCAAUGUGGCAGCAAGUGGGGCAGCAAUGACGUCAUUGCAGAACCAUUAACAACAGCAGAAAUAGCUGGGCACUGGACAUUUGCUCCUGAGCAGCCCGUGUGCCAAGCCACCUACGUAUCAUCUCAUUUAGCCCUCAAAGGGGUCCUAUUUCCCAGAGGACUGGGAAAGUUGGGUGACCUGCAUUGGUCUGAAAAUGGGAGAGGCAGAAUUCAUCAAGACUCAGGUGUCCCCAGAGUCUGAGAGGCUGUGUGUUUUCCUGAGCCCUCUUACAUGGAGAUUGGUAACUAGUACUAAGAUCGCAAAGUAUAAUCACUAAUGAACCCCCCUUUAACGAAUACAGAGGCUGAGAGUCCCUGCAGUUGAAAGGAUUUGGGAGGUUCAGAAUCGGUGAAGCGUUCUGUGUAAAGGCUGAGUUGUUACCGAAGUGAUGGGUGGGAGUCCCCGUCUUUAGAUCAUGUGGGUGAGAGCGGGAGGUAAGCCGAGACUUGUGUCCUGAGUGGGAGAGUGCUUGGGCGAAGAAAUGGGUCCGAGAGUUCUUUUUUCAGGUCAGUCUUGCUUCUCAUUACCCGUGGCCCAUCACAGGUUAAUAAGCCUUACCGAGCCGGCCUUCCUCCAGUGCUCAGUCACUCCUGCCCUUUGGUCUCUGGCUCAUUUUCUUCAUU
Peromyscus maniculatus bairdii (prairie deer mouse) is the source of this 4402-nucleotide messenger RNA. RefSeq names its product zinc finger and SCAN domain containing 20 (gene Zscan20). Lineage: Eukaryota; Metazoa; Chordata; Mammalia; Rodentia; Cricetidae. The record is from RefSeq and is a predicted model, not a curated record. Gene Ontology annotation, biological process: regulation of transcription by RNA polymerase II. Gene Ontology annotation, molecular function: RNA polymerase II cis-regulatory region sequence-specific DNA binding; DNA-binding transcription factor activity, RNA polymerase II-specific.